Molecule: messenger RNA, 2455 nt
Organism: Drosophila subpulchrella
Lineage: Eukaryota; Metazoa; Arthropoda; Insecta; Diptera; Drosophilidae
Gene: E5
Product: homeotic protein empty spiracles
Exons: 4
Coding region: 755-2305 (516 amino acids)
Biological process (GO): regulation of DNA-templated transcription; neuron differentiation; brain development
Molecular function (GO): DNA-binding transcription factor activity, RNA polymerase II-specific; DNA binding
Source: RefSeq, a predicted model, not a curated record
CGCUCAGCGUGAGAGCCACGCAGCGAUUCGCCGACGCCCCCGCCGAAAAGAAAGAAAGAAAGAAAGAAAGAGAGGGGGAGAGCAGCGAGCGAAAGAGAGAGGGCGAGAGAGGAGCCAGCAAUUAGACGCCUUUAGAAGCUCCAUAAUGCUAAUGGCGUUGACAGUGCUCAUCAUCCUCGCAGCGCGGCCACCGCAAUCGCAAUCGUUUCGUCACCGGGCACCGCUGAUAACCGUUAACCGUUAACCGCCGCCUUGCGACCGAGUCAAUCAUCAAUCGUCCAUCGUCCACCGGCCGUCGUCAAUCGCCGCCGUCAAUCGUCCAUCGAAGCGGUACGGUCACGCUCCAAUCGCCGCGUUGCCGCCGCUCCAGUUAUCCAGUUUAUCAAUGUCACGCCGACGGAUGCCAACCGCUGGAGCAUCGCAGAUACAGAUACAGAUACAACAACCGCAUAGCGUAGCCGUGGCCUAUGGCUAUCUGAUCUGAAAAACAGUGCGUGUGUGCUUAUCUGAUACCCAGUAACCAGUAACAAACAACCGACGUACCGAUCGUGUUUCCUAUAGCCCCAUCCCAUCCCAAAUAAUAGGAAAUCGAUCAAUACUCCCCUCUUUCCGUUUUCGAUUCUGAUCUAUUUUGGCUGUGUUUACCAUUGAUAAUGGGGAAAUUGUGUUUAUAACUCACAGAUUAUUAAACGUUCGAGUUUGAGAAAUUGGACAGUGUUUUGUUUGUUGGUUGCAUCGACUAAACCCCUACCAAAUGGUCACCUGCGGCCGGCAAACGUUCAACAUGCUGCCCAUGGCGCCGACGAGUCCUUUCGUGAGCAGCAGCUCCUCGGCGGCCGCGUCCUCGACUUCCGUUUCCGCCAGCACGGCCAGCGCUUCCGCCUCCGCGGGCAACAAGCCUAAGCUGGCCUUCAGCAUCGACUCGAUUGUGGGCGAAUCCUCGACGAGAUCGGCUCCCCUGAGGGUCAGUGUGAUAUCCUCGCCGGCGCCGCGCAGCGAGAGUCCCGCUUCGCCGACGAACACCAACAACAGUGGCCGGCGGACGCCCAGGGGAUACAUCUACUGCCGGAGGCGGGAUUCCCUGGACCGAUCGCGCAGUCCGCAGAGAUCGCCGGUCAGCCGGUCGCCAACGCCUCCGAAUGGCAAUCCUCCUGCAAAAUCAGGGGAUCCCCCGCCAACGGGAGCGGGCAAUCCGCCCAACCCAACCCUCAUCCGUCCGAUGCCCUUGCCGGCACCGAAUCUAGCUUUAAUCCAGAACCGCACCUCCCCGAACCCCAUGGCGGUGCGCAUGGCGGGUCCGCCCCACCCGCCGCCGCCCCCCUUCCUCGCCGCCCAGUUCCAAAUGGCUGCCGCCCUGGCCCACCACCACCAGCAGCAGCAGCAGCAACAGCAGCAGCAACUUCCGCCCGUGCCAACUGGACCGCCACAUGGUCCGCAUCCGCAUCUGCCGCCCGGCCAAAUGCCAAUGGGGAUCUUCCCGGGCGCCCCGCAUCCGGGACAUCCUCCGCCCCACGGCCACCACCCCUUCGGGAGCGCUCCUCAUCUGAUCCGCGACAGCUAUCCGCUGUAUCCGUGGCUGCUCAGUCGACACGGACGCAUUUUUCCACGCUUUCCAGGCAAUUUCCUGUUCCAGCCAUUCCGCAAGCCGAAGCGCGUUCGCACCGCCUUCUCGCCGACGCAGCUGCUCAAACUGGAGCACGCCUUCGAGGGGAACCACUACGUGGUGGGGGCGGAGCGCAAGCAGUUGGCCCAGGGCCUCAGCCUGACCGAAACCCAGGUGAAAGUGUGGUUCCAGAACCGCCGCACCAAGCACAAGCGGAUGCAGCAGGAGGGCGGCGACGGGAGCGACACCAAGAGCAACAAGGGCAGCUCCUCGGGAGGCGGAGGAGGUGGCGACGGCGAGGACGAUGGCAAGCUCGAUGGAUCGCAGCACAGCUACGAGGAUGCAGAGGAUCCCGAGGAGGACGAGGAGAUCGAGGAGGACGACGAGGACGAGGUGAUCGACAUGGAUGACUAUGGCAGCGAAAUGGAUGCGGAGGAGCACCAGCGACUGAGAGAGCAGUUCCAGCAACAGUUGGCCCAGCACCAGCAGCAGUUCCUCCAGCAGAAUCCUUCGGAUGUGGCGGCCACCUUGAGUCCGCAGCAGCAGCAUCAGUUGCUGCAGCAGCACCAGCAACACCUGCAGCAGCAACACCAGCAGCAGCAGCAACACUUCCUCCAGCAGCAGCAACUCUAUCUGCGGGAAAGGGAGCGGGAGCGGGAGCGGGAAAAGUCCCGUGAAAGGGAAAGGGAGCGGGAAAAGUAGUGACCAAUAGUUGCUAAACUCGGCUUACUCGGCUAUUUUGUGUUCCUUUAAUUUCCUGUAAAUUAUUUGUCAACUGUAUAGCUUAAUUUAAAUUGUUUACUACUUAAAAUACAAAUAACAAAGCCAAUAAAUAAAAGAAGGAAAUCAUAU